AUGGUCUUCCGGUCGGCUUCCUAUACCCUGCGGAACCUGCUUGGAAAGAAGGAGAGUGCGCCCAAGCCGCCAAAGCGCAGCAGCACACCCCGGAGGGAUGGUGAUGGCAAGCCCAAGCCGAGCGGCUUCCGCAUCAUCGUGCCGGACUACUGCCGGCCCGGCCAGGUCAUCUGCGUCCAGGGCCCGGAUGGACAACAGGUGGAGGUGACCGUUCCCAUGGGGGCCGGCCCCGGGCAGCCCAUGUGGGUGCAGGUCCAGCCACAGGCCAGCGCCAAUGGCGCGGCGUCUUCAAAUCCAGAGGAGGAAGCCGAUUCUAUGGUCCGAGUGCUCGAGCAGGACGCUCACAGCGCAUGCGAGUUCGCGCAGCAGAGGCUCCUGGAUGAGAUGCAGAUGCAGAUGGCAUUGUGGGCCUCUGCCGAAGCGUGCACCAGCGAAGGUGCCGAGAGCGAUCAGCUGCAGGUGGCGGCCUCCCAGCCUGAGCUGUCUCAGACGCAGGCAAUCCUCCUGGCAGCAGCUGAGGAGGGCAAUGCAGCGCAGCUCCUCGCCGCACUGACGGAGGCCAAGAAGUUCAGCGUGGUCUCCAUCUCGCUGGAGGAAGCCGCCAAGGGCUUGCGGGAGGCGGAGGAGGCGAUGUUGACUUGGCGAUGCCUCCGGAAGGCCCUCAAAGAACACGACCGGCACGACCUCGAGGUCUGGAUUGAGCACGCUGCCAGCCUCGGCCUGGACGUGCCCGCUGUCGUGGAGCAGGUCCUGGAGGCCCUGCGCGGGCGGGAGGAGGAGCUGCUCCAAAGCCUCGAGAAACGCCGGGACGUGGAGCAGAGGCUCGAGUUCGCGGAGGAGUGCGGCGAUGCCGAACUCUUGGCACAGGUGCGCCGAGAGGCCGAGCUCCUCGGGGUGGACUUCACGAGAGGUACUGUAGGCGCGCUCGCGUUGGGAGACUGGGAGGACGAGACGCUUCUCCAUGCCUCGCUGUGUGACAGCACGGCCUUCGGAGACCUGCCAGCGGAAGCUCUGAGCUGGUGGGGCCUCGGAGCAAAAAUUCGGAGAAGCGCUUCGAAGCUUCGGAUGUCGGAGGCUCCCGUCCCGUCUGUGGCAGCCCUCCGUGGACUUCGAGGCCGGUCUCCAAAAAAGAAGCUCCGCUCCUUUGCCACUUUGCUUGGCGAGGAGCUGCCGCUCUUUGUGUCCUUGCGCCCAGGAGCGCAGGGGUUCCUCAGCUGGCUCAAGAGCAAUGAGGACAUCGAGAUCGCCGUGUAUACCGCGGGCACUCAGGCCUAUGCCGAGCAGAGCGUGGCCAAGCUGGGUCUUCAGGGCUUCCCCGCACUCUUCCGGGAUGAGUGUGUGCCCUUUGGCCUGCCGAUCACGAAGGACUUGACCAAGCUUGGUCGCGACCUCUCCCGUGUGGUGCUGGUCGAUAACUCGAGGAGAUCCUUCUGGCUCCAGCCGGAGAAUGGCCUGCUCGUUUCCGACUGGACCGGUAGGAAUCCUGACGACAAAGAGUUGGAGCGCGUUCGCCGGGAGUUGGGGGAGCUGCUGGCCCUGGAGGAUGUGCGGCCCACUCUUUCGCAAAGGUCAGAGCCAUCCGGGACGCUGCCGGUGCUUGUAGUACUCGCCCUUGCGGUGUGCCCUGCUUUGGUUGAUCACUCUUUGAAGAAGAUGCGUUCAACUAAUUAA
This is a messenger RNA of Symbiodinium natans, 1671 nucleotides long. Lineage: Eukaryota; Dinophyceae; Suessiales; Symbiodiniaceae. The record is from the annotation of a GenBank genome assembly.